AUGGUUUCCACUAUGCGCGCCAACGCGACCCUCAAGAACGCCCUCACCAACAAGGAGAAGGGUGUUGGCUUCUGGCUCACCUUCCCCGGCCCCACUGUCGUCCGCUCGCUCGUUUCCCUCGGCGGCUUCAACUGGUGCCUCAUCGACGGCGAGCACGGCCAGAUUGGUGACACCGACUACUUCGAGCUUGCCAACGCCUGCCGCCAGUACGGUGUCUCGCCCAUUGUCCGCAUUCCCAACGCCGAGGAGUACAUGAUUAAGCGGGCCCUCGACUCUGGUGCCCACGGUGUCAUGACCCCCAUGUGCCACACCGCCGAGGACGCCCGCAAGAUUGUCUCGUGGAACAAGUACCCUCCCACCGGUACCCGCGGCUACGGCCCCAUGUUCUCUGGCCACUCGUUCGGCGUCGCCGAGAAUGACUACCCCGCCGAGGCAGAUGCCACUCUGCUCGUCAUUGUCCAGAUCGAGUCGCGCAGCGGUGUCGAGAACGUCGAGGAGAUUGCCAAGGUCGACGGCAUCGACGUCCUCUUCAUCGGCCCCUACGACCUGUCCAAGCAGAUGAACGUCCCCUUCGGCGGUGAGGAGCACCAGGCCGCUAUUGCGCGUACCCUCGCUGCCGCCCACGCCGCUGGCAAGACUGCCGCCAUCUUCUGCGCCAACGGUGAGCAGGCCGCCCAGCGCCUCGAGCAGGGCUUCGACAUGGUCUCGAUCGCUACCGACGUUGGCGUCAUCACCCAGGCUAUGCAGGCCGAGCUCGCCAAGGUCGGCCAGUCCUCGAACCACAAGAGCAGCUACUAA
Apiotrichum porosum is the source of this 798-nucleotide messenger RNA. RefSeq lists its product as uncharacterized. Gene Ontology annotation, molecular function: aldehyde-lyase activity. Gene Ontology annotation, cellular component: cytoplasm. Bases 1 to 798 code for a protein of 265 amino acids. NCBI's taxonomy places the organism in Eukaryota, Fungi, Basidiomycota, Tremellomycetes, Trichosporonales, Trichosporonaceae. The record is from RefSeq and is a predicted model, not a curated record. The transcript has 3 exons.